Frankliniella occidentalis (western flower thrips) is the source of this 6825-nucleotide messenger RNA. RefSeq names its product GRB10-interacting GYF protein 2 (gene Gyf). The transcript has 19 exons. Gene Ontology annotation, molecular function: protein binding. The record is from RefSeq and is a predicted model, not a curated record. NCBI's taxonomy places the organism in Eukaryota, Metazoa, Arthropoda, Insecta, Thysanoptera, Thripidae. The coding region runs from base 128 to 4417 and encodes 1429 amino acids.
UACUCUUGUGUUUGUGGAAAAAAAGGCAGUCUUCGACUACCCUUUCUUUGCUGUCCUUCCUGUGCUUGGCGGUUUGCUGUUGGCUCAGUUUUCAUUUGUGAAACUGGUUCAUCAGUUCUUUUUGGAGAUGACUGAUUCCAUGAAAUUUGGGCCAGAAUGGCUUCGCAACAUGGGGCAAGAUGGCUGCACUGCUCCUCCUCCAAUGUCAGCACCCACGCCUCGGUAUCAACUUGCUGAACAUCGAUAUGGCCGUGAAGAAAUGUUGGCGCUUUUUGACAUGCAAGUGAAGGCCCCAGAUCCUUUGUCAACCUUCCCAGGUCUAUUCGUAGACAAAACACAGGUUCCAUUGGCUCUCAUCCAAAUGACGGAAGAAGAAACGCGCCAUUGGAAUCGUGGCAUUAACAGUGAUGCUGUGUUGCGAGCAACAGGGAAGCCCCCUUCUGUAACAUUAACUACUAGUAUUAGAGGUAGUAGGGGUGGAACUGUUGGGCCUGUUACUUUGGGUAGGGGCCGAGGACGUGGGGGCUUUACUACCUAUAACAGAGGUUUGAGCUAUGAAGAAGGUGGAGACUCCCCCACUGGCCCACCCCAUGGUCAUUUGGGUGCCCCACCUGGUGGGUACACCAGAGGAACACGUCCAUUUGACCGCUCUCAGAGUGACAGAAGCUGGAGCGAACGGAAUGGCCUGGAUACAAGUGCAGAAUGGACUGCUACAAGCCCAAGAAAAGACUUCAACGAUCGAACUUUAGGAGGGCCUUCACCUGGGAGGACCUUCACUACUGACAGUAACUGGCGACGAAGCCGGGCAGGAGAAGAGGAAGAUGGUUGGAGAGCAUCAGGGACAACACCUGAAAAGGGAAAAUGGGGUGGAGCAGGCGCCAGUGGGGCUGCUAGAACCACUAGCUGGAGAGAUGGAGACCGUGACCGGGAGAGGGAAGGGGAGCUUGCUGAAGGAAGAGGUGGUUAUAAUCGAGCUCAUCGGCCUUGGGACCAUUCUAGUAACUUACCUGAAUGGGCUGUUGAUGGAGCUGAUAAUAGCAGUGGCAGCUUUGAUGCACAGGGUGCCUUUCAUGGAGGGCAUACAUAUUCAGAUGAGGAGGAGAAUGGUGGAACUGUUAAUAAUAGUGUCCUUAGACGCACUCGACUUCUCUCUGAGGGUAACAGUUCUGGUCCUGGAAAAAGAGAUGGAAACUCAAAUGCCAAUCAUAGACGUGUAGUGGCAACUGAUCGAGCAUCUGCAGAAAGAGUUAGUGAGAAACUUACUCCAUAUUUGGACAAACAAAAUGAUGUCAGAGUGCCAUCUCCCUCUACACCACCUCGUAGUGAAGAAUUCAAAGAUCAAGAAUCAACACCAAUCAAACCUGUACAAAAUUCCAAGAGUGAUCCUGAUUUGAAAUCAAAGGAGUCUCCCAGCCCACAGGCAGCCCCACCAGCUAAGAGUAAACUCAAGACUCCUCCACAUCCUUCUGAACUUCCAAACCCAUUGACUACUUCAGCAUCCAUGCCAGCCAUCAGUGUGCCAAAUAACAUUCAUCAAGAAAAUCAUGUAGACACAAGACAACACAUUCUCCGAGAACACAAGUCCGAAGAUGCAAUGGAGAGGAUGGGGGUAGUCGCCCAUGAUCUUGUUGCCAAGUUAAUGGAAGAAGAGGAAGGCCCAAUUCGUGAUGACUUGGGUCACCAUCACCAUCACUCUCAUAUGGGAACUCAUGUGCGGGAACCAGAAAAGUGGUUUUACAGAGACCCGCAAGGCCAAGUUCAAGGACCGUUUUCUUCCGAAGAAAUGGCCGAGUGGUUUAGACUGGGUUACUUCAACCUGAAUUUGCUUGUCAGGCGUGCCAAGGAUGAGAGAUUUUCUCAACUUCAGGAUCUGAUUAAAGUGUUUGGUGGGAUUCCCUUCAUGACAGAGGCAAAUGUGCCUCCUGUUAAGGGGGCAGAUCCUCUUUUGAUGGGGAACCCAGGUGUUGGAAUACCUAUGGGCCCUGGUAUGCCUAAAAUGCCAAUGGUUGGAAUUCCCGGAAUGCAAGGAAUUCCUGGAGUACCUGGAGUUGCUGGUGUACCUGGCGUCCCAGGUAUCCCUGGGGAACCAGACAUUAUGAUGAUGCAGCAUCAGUAUCAAGUACUACAGCAGCAAAUGUUCUUAAGACAACAAUCUCAGGCUGCUGCUGCAGCUGCUGUGAGCAAGCUUCAACAAACAGAAGGCUGGAACACACUUUCUCCUAUCCAACAACAGGAGCUUGUGUCUCAGCACAUUCAAAUGAAUGCACAUAUGGCUACUAUGGAUGCUGGCCCUCCAAUUCUGCCCAAUGCUUCUGCUCCAAGUUCUGUCAUGGCUCUAAUGUCACAGUUCCAACAGAAAUCACAGCAACAGCAGCAACCACGUAUGCCGCAGGCCAAAGAUGUUCCUGGACCACAGCCAGGCCAACCUCUAGACCCAUUGCAGCAAUUGAUUCAGCAAAUGGGUGGAUUGUCAUCAAGGCUAUCACCCCCACCCUCUCCAGCCCAGGCACAACAACCUUCUAAUGAUCAACUGCCAUCAGAUCCUAUUCAAAGCUUGCUUAGGCAAUUAAAUCAGCAACAACAACAACAACAGCAGCAGCAACAUCAGCAAGUAGCUCAUCAUCAAGCUGCUGGGGACUCUUUGUGGGGAAGUCCUCUUCCUGUAUACAACCAUGGAAGUUGGCUUGGAGGUGUGCGGCCUCCUCUAGUUGGAGGCUCGGUGCCACCUUCAGGACCCAUGCUUCCGCCAUCUACUGCCUCACUCUGGGGCGAUCUUAAUACUAAGGAGAUGAAGACUGAAAAACAAAUUUUGGAAGAGCAAAUGCUUAUUGAAGAGGAUAGGAAGAAGCAACAAGAACUCCUGAGAAAACAAGAAGAAGAAGAACAGCGCCGUCGUGAAGAAGAGAUUAGGGCAAGACAGGAAGCUGAAGAAGCAAAUGCACUCGCAGUUGCAGCUGAAGCUGAAAAACAGAAAAAGAAAGCAGAGGAAGCCAAACGAAAAGAAGAAGAAGCAAGACGAAAGGAAGACCAACGGAAAGCGGAAGAAGAUCGGAAGAAGCAGGAGGAAGCAAAACGGCAAGAGAUAGCAAGGAAGAAAGAGGAAGACAAAAAGAAGAAAGAAGAAGACAAGAGACGAAAAGAAGAAGAGAAAGAGAGAAAGCGACGAGAGGAAGAGGAGAAGAAAAGGCAAGAGGAGGAAAGACAACAAAGAGCAAGAGAAGCAGAAGAACAAGCCAAAAGAACUGAACAGCAACGUCAACAAGCAGAGGCACUUCGCAAGAUGCAGGAGCAGCAGCAGAAGCAAGCUCAGGCAGCUGCAGCAAUUAAAACCGCUAAGGUUGCUCCAUGGAGUCAACCUCAGGCUGCCAAACUCAAUUCUCAACCUGCUAGCCUUAGUCUUGCAGAGAUACAACGCAAUCAAAAACGAGAAAAGGAAGAACAGCUACGAGAGCAACAAUUAAUUCUUCAACAAAUUCAGCAACAAAAUCAUCAGAACCAGCUUUCUGCCAUGCUUGCAUCCUCACUGGCUGCUGCUGAAAAUCAGGCGCAACCUGCUCAAAUGCAAUUAAAAUGGGCGGAAAGGAAGGCACCACCAUUACCAGAGGCAAAGACCAUGGAACAAAUUCAAAGGGAAGAGCAAGAAAGAAUUGCAAAGCAACUGGAACGAGAUCGGGCAGAGAGAGCUGAACGAGCUGCUGCUGCUCGAGAUGUUCCUGCUCCCUCAGUUGGCAUCUGGGGCUCUGCGCCUCAAAGUCUUACUUGGGGAAAUACCAGUUCUGGACCAGGAUUCUGGGAUGAAGUUGCCAGUCCUGCUGUGUCUCCAGUAAAACCAGCUGCCCAAGCCAUGAAAAAAGGAACACCUGUCAAAAGUGCCAGCGCAUCGAAUGUCCCGGCCUCUGCUCAACAAGGUGCUAAGUCUGCCAAUAAUUCAGCCAAGAAGAAGAAAGAAGAAGCCACUGUUCUUAAACUGUUUGAGCAGACUGUUCAGCGUACUGAUGAGUUUAGUCAGUGGUGCCACAAAGCUCUUGCCUCUUUGCAGCCCUCUGUUGAUAUUCCCACCUUCGUGGGUUUCCUCAGAGAUAUUGAAUCUCCCUAUGAAGUCAAGGACUAUGUUCGUCAGUAUCUUGGUGAAGGAGAAGGUUCCAACGAUUUUGCGCGUCAAUUUCUUGAAAGGCGAAGCAAGUGGCGCAGUGAGAGACGAAGCAAGCCUGCUGCGGAUGACAUGUGUGCUCCUGCACCUGCUGUUAAUCCAGUGUCACAACAAGCAAGUCAUGACUUCCAGGAAGUUAAGGGCAAAGGCAAAAAAACCAAGAAGGGUAAAAUGUUCAAAGUUGACCAGAGUAUUCUUGGCUUCAGUGUCACUGCAGCUCCAGACCGCAUAAAUGUUGGAGACAGAGAUUAUGGCGAGGGCAUCUAAAAUUAGCUUCUCAAAUUGUGAUAUAUCACAUCUCUUGACUAUCUUCCUAAUUUUUGUUUCUUUUUUGAUAGUGUUUUCCCUGGCAGGUGAACAUAAGACAACUUCCCUGUCUCUUUAAAAAUCAAGCUAUUUACAACAUUAAUUUUUUUGGUAAAUUAUGGACCUUUUCUUAUUGUUGUUUGAAUUUGUUAAAUACACUGUAUUGCCUGUUGGGACUUAACUCUUUGACCAAAUAUGUUUGCUGCAGAACAAUGCAGAGAAUUUUCAAAACUGAAGAAAUUGUGGAAAUGAUUGUAGAAUGUUUUUUUCUUUUGACCAAGGUCUUGAAUGCUGUCAGUUCAGGAACCUUCUUUUCUUACCUGAAGUAUUUGUAGUAAUGGUAUGAAUAGGUUCCCCUGUCGACAAUGUGCUAAGACAGAUUAACAUUUUCUUAGUACGUUACCAUACAGUAUUCGACCAACCUGUCUGAAUCAAAGUGUGUGCAGGGUAAUGUGAAUGAAAGGUUUGUUUCAUAUCAAAUUAGGUAUGGAAGUAUGUAAUUCAACUCAUGAAAUCUACGUCAAAUAAGUUAAAUAUGAUUACAAAAGUGAUAAACCUUCUCUAAUGGGGUUGUUUCAAGAAGGUGUUGUUUAAUUAUCUCCCGGAAGCAUUUUGAUUUAUCUUUGAUUUAUACUGUGUGUUUUGGCUACAGCCAUAAAUAUUCUGUUGAUUAGUGCAAUGAUGAUGAAAAAAAAUUUCCUCUUGGUAUCUUUAAUCUCAUUUUUAAGUCUUAUUUUCCAUGCUAGCCAUUGAAUAUCCGAACAAAGUUUUAUUAGUGUUGUUAUAAUCAUGAUCCGCACAUGGUAAUGUUCCAUUACACACUGAAAUUUAAUUGUCUGGAAGAAUUGUCCCUAUAUUUGUUAUCUGUUGAGGUGAAAGAAGAAUUUGAAAAAUCUGAAUUUUAGGAAGUACAGGGUGUUUAAUGAAACCAAAUUAAGAAAGUCUAUUGCUGCAUCUCCUCCGAUGCUUUUUAACAUUUUUAAACUCUGCUUUUAACUAUUGCCUUUCUAAUAUCUGCACCUCAUACAUUUCAAAUGACAAUUUCUUCUGCUGUAAAAGACCCUUGUGCUAAUGUGAUUUAUGAGCAUGUAUUUAUAGUUUUCAUCAUUUCUCUGCAUUUUUCAUUCUUUUUAUAUAAAUUCAGUGUUUCUGGAGAGCUGCUUUCCUAUUCCUUUAACAUUCUUAUUAAAUACUUUUGGUGCAGCAUUCUGUGUUGUGUGAUAUAUUUGGAUUGCUGACACCUUUUUUUUUUUUUUCCUGUUCCUUUAUUUUUUCUUGUGUGAAGGCAGUACAGGUGCUUUCUGGUGUGCCAGCUUGACAUCUUCAUCUAACUUUAAAUUGCCUGCAAACAUUGUUUUGUCUAUUUUUGUGACUUAUUUAUUUUUCCUAUGUGGAGGAGGAAGUGUAGUUGUUUAAACAGUGAUGAAGGUACCGUUGGUGCAAAUACUUUUGACAGUUCUGUAGCUCAAUCUAUGAAUCUUUUCAUCAUAUUUUCAUUUCUGGUCCAAUUAUGAGAAAAAAAGUCAUCAUGAAGAAGAUUGAGAAAGAUUUGAGCAUCAGUUUUGUAUUCUUCAUUAUUGCUUAGGCAUUGAUUGGGUGUAUGAAUGAUUUUGUACUUGAUUUGAACUCGACCUUGCCUGAAUAAUGUUAUUGUUCCUACGGAACAGGAUAGCCUGAAAAUUAGGACAUUUUGGGUAGUUAUACUCUAAAUUCAAUGCAACAUGAUGCAUUGUUAAAAACUUAUUGUGAUUCUGUUAUUCAGUUGUUUACACUGAAGCUGUUUGGGGGCUCUUUUUCUCCUGUCUUAUCCCACCCUUAGCUUACCAGCAAAGCAUGGAAUUGCUGGUAAUUUUAGAAUCAAAAUAUAAUGAUGCAUUGUCUUGCAUUUAUGAAUCGUCAAAGCCUUUGCACUUAGUAAGUAGAGCAUGAUUUUUCAUAUAAAAAUAAUUUCCUCAUGAUUGAGGAUGGAACUGCCUACCAUGUAGAUAUGUAUGUCUUUUUUGUGGGAUGUUACGUUGAAGCUGAAAAGAAUGUAUUUUUUAUUUGUAAAUACAAUAGUACUUUACUGUGUGAUAGAGGAGGUAUGAGAAAAUGCGGACAUGUCUUGUUGAUAAUAAUAAAUUUGUUAUUUUUGACCCUUUAUUAUGAGAGUUUUAAUGUAAGAGGAAAACAUGGAUUAUGUUAUAACGCUCGCCUGUACCUGAUGGACUCAUUGGCGAUAGUGAUCUUAUGCCUUACAGUCCAUGUUCCUUUGAAAGUGGUACUAGCAGUUAAUGCUUACCAACCUCAUAUUUCAGUAUUUUCUGAAACUGGUGACUGUGAGGCAUGUACUUGAACUUGGAUGCAAUAAAUGUAGUCUUUGUACAUUA